ACGAUGCUCACGCCCGACGUCCACCGCUGAACAGCCCCGGUCCCCUCCACUACGGGAUCCCUUUCCUCUCCUGACCUGUGCUCUACUAGAACUGCAGCGUACUGUGGAACGACCGACAUGGCUCGCGUGCAUGCGGACGUGAACGCGCGACUGGGACCUGGGUGGUAUGACUACGAAAGCCUACGGAUCGACUGGAAUGUGCCGGACAACUAUGAGAUUAUCUCCCGCAUCGGAGGCGGAAAGUACUCUGAAGUAUUUCAAGGCGUGGACAUGUCUAACGAAGAGACCGUCGUCAUCAAGGUCUUGAAACCGGUCGCAAAGCGGAAAAUCAAGCGCGAGAUCAAGAUCUUGCGGAAUCUCGCUGGAGGCCCGAACGUUGUGGGCCUGCUCGAUGUCGUGCACGACUCACCCUCGAGGUCGAACAGCCUUAUUAUGGAAUAUGUGCACAACACGGACUGGAAGGAACUCUAUCCCACUUUCACGGAGAUUGAAAUCAAGCACUAUGUCUUCCAGCUCCUUAGUGCACUUGACUUCGUUCACUCGCGCGGCAUCAUGCACCGCGACGUCAAACCUGGCAAUGUCAUGUUUGAUCGGGCACGUCGCAAGCUUAGACUGAUCGACUGGGGUUUGGCCGAGUUCUAUCAUCCUGAUACGGAGUAUCACAUCCGGGUCGGCUCGCGUUACUACAAGGGGCCCGAACUUUUGGUCGAGUACAAGAAAUAUGACUACAGUUUGGAUCUAUGGAGUGUUGGGUGCAUGUUGGCAUCCAUGAUCUUCCGCAAGGAACACUUUUUCCGAGGAAGGGAUAACGAGGAUCAACUCCUGCGCAUACUGAAAGUCCUGGGUACAGAUUCGUUCGAGCGGUAUCUGGAGAAGUACGGCCUGUUUAUCCGAACGGACAACCCCGGUCUCCUAGAGAGUCAUCCCAAGGUGUCAUGGACGCGCUUCGUGACCACCGACAACAAGCCGAACGUUACGACUGAGGUCAUCGACCUCCUAGACAAGCUGCUGCGCUACGAUCAUGGCGAGCGGCUUACGGCUGCCGAGGCACUUUCCCAUGCUUACUUCAGCAUCGUCCGCCUCGGUACCGCAACUAAAUCAGCCGACCGGGUCAGCGACUCCGGGUUCGCAUCCAUGUAGCUGCAGCUAUCGCACAUAGAUGAAUAACCCGCUGGGAACGGGAGGCCAAGAACAGGUUUGUCGCGCCGUGGAAGAUCUCUUGCAUAUGGCGUCGCUCUCGGACAAUUCACAAAGGCUAUUGCAAUAUGUUCUCUUGGAUUCGCAGGAUACCCCGUACAGGUUGUUGUAAUAUACGACAUCACUGCUCUAGUGUACGUGAUCUGUCUGUGCUUGUUAUAUAUAUUUCCUUUUGUUAG
Messenger RNA from Phanerochaete carnosa HHB-10118-sp, 1376 nucleotides. RefSeq lists its product as uncharacterized. Gene Ontology annotation, cellular component: protein kinase CK2 complex; cytosol; nucleus. The coding region runs from base 118 to 1140 and encodes 340 amino acids. Gene Ontology annotation, biological process: regulation of transcription by RNA polymerase I; DNA damage response; regulation of transcription by RNA polymerase III. NCBI's taxonomy places the organism in Eukaryota, Fungi, Basidiomycota, Agaricomycetes, Polyporales, Phanerochaetaceae. The transcript is spliced from 8 exons. The record is from RefSeq and is a predicted model, not a curated record. Gene Ontology annotation, molecular function: protein serine/threonine kinase activity; ATP binding.